AAUAAUGUGCAACAGUGUAUCGAUGUUCGUUAGGACAAAUAUUCGAUGGAAAAUUGUUAAGGACAAAUUGCGUCGUGUCGUUAGUUUAAUGUGAAUAUCGGAAAUACGUAAAUUUCAUUAUCGAUAUGCGUUGAUAAAAUGAUUGAAAAAUUUUUACGCUCUCGUUCGAUUCGAUCCUAACCUCUACUUUUCAUAAAUCUCGCGCAAAGUAACUAUAUGCGUGUAAAUAUAUAACUAUAAAUAUACGACUGAUUCAAUGUAGCCAUAUCUGUGCAAAGAAAACAGAAAAUACUAGCACGAGGAACGUAGUACUUUUUGUUUUACGGUAGGAACAUUGUAGAGUGCGGUAUAGAUUUUCCCUAGGUUUCUAGUUACCUAGCCGUCAAAAUCAACGAAUCUGAUCGAUAUGCGUGACCUAACGUAGCAAGUGGUGCCAUCUGAGGUAUAGCGGAAAGACUAUAAGUAGAGAAAAGUAAAACAUGGACGUGGACACGGCGAGUGAUAAUACGUCUAUCGAUGACAAAAUAGACGAUUUUUGCGAAAAUCCAACGAGAGAUGCUUUGACGGAAGGUCUUAUGAGUCUUCUGAAACCUACGGUGGAUCAGUUAGACGAAAGAAUUCGUGCCACGAGGAUAUGUCAAAUAGAAUUAAAGCAACGGAUUGAAUCGUUGACGGAAGAAUUGCAAAGGAUCAACGAAGCGUUACAGUGCCCAUUGGAAACGGAUUCUUACGUUAAAAAGCUGAUUAAUGCUAAACAUAAAAUCACCAUUGUCAGUAACAUAUUGCAAAGUACUCAGGAACGAUUGAAUAAGAUUCACCAAGCAGUAGAAACGAGUACGACAAAGAGGAAAGCUUUACUGGAUCGUAGUUCUUUUUAUGGUAAUGCCUCAAAUGUUCUAAGUAAAGAAGAGCAAGCAGAAGCGGAGAAAGAAGCUAUUGUGUCUAAGGAAUACGAAUGAGCCACGACAAUGAUAAUUGUAAGAUAAUUGUGAUACGUCUGUUUAGCUUGGUCUUUAGCUGAGAAAUAUCCGAGAGAGAAUAUUU
Messenger RNA from Eufriesea mexicana, 1044 nucleotides. It is a transcript of the gene Snapin, whose product is annotated as SNAP associated protein. The transcript has 2 exons. The record is from RefSeq and is a predicted model, not a curated record. Gene Ontology annotation, biological process: lysosome localization; regulation of synaptic vesicle exocytosis; endosome to lysosome transport. Gene Ontology annotation, molecular function: SNARE binding. Bases 480 to 959 code for a protein of 159 amino acids. Gene Ontology annotation, cellular component: BLOC-1 complex; synaptic vesicle; BORC complex. Lineage: Eukaryota; Metazoa; Arthropoda; Insecta; Hymenoptera; Apidae.